UCAGUCAGUGGUUCAUUGGGUGUUACACAUAUAUUUUGAUAGUUGCACUGUGUUAAAACUUGGUGUGUGAUGUCAUUAUAAGUUCACUGUUCCAGCUGACUAUAUAAAGUGCUCAGGUUAAAUAUUGAAUUAAAAAGAGAGAGCCAUUCAACCCAAUCUUUCGGUGAUGUAGUUCAUUCAACAGAGAUCUUUAAUGAUUGAGGAGAAUUGAAUGAUGAACGGCAUUUUGAUGAUCCGAGAGUUCGGCUAAUUAAGAUUUACGUGUCGAGUGUCUCCACUACAAAUUCGUCAUUCGAUAUAAAUAUGAAUGCGAUGCCGGCUAGCGCACGUAGCACAACUGUACAAUGUGUGGCAUAUAUUCAUUGUAUACACAAAUCACAAUCAUUUGUGACCUUCCCAGAGGUUACCCGAUUUUUUUCUUUUCUUCUCUUCACAUUAUUUGGUGAUGUUAUGACGAUAAGCAAUCUCUGUAGAUUUAUCGAUAUCAAAAUGUCUGCAACCAUAAAAGAUUUACUUCUCUACGAGGUCGCACCUCCAGUUGCAUCAACGGCUAAUAAAGUGACAGUCGUCGGUGUAGGCAUGGUUGGAAUGGCCUGUGCGUUCAGUAUUUUAACUCAAAAUGUCUCCAAUGAAGUAGCUUUGAUCGAUGUGGCAGCCGAUAAGCUAGCUGGUGAAAUGAUGGACCUGCAACACGGUUCGGCAUUCAUCCGAAAUGCUAAGAUCCUAGCCAGUACCGACUUCUCCGUUACUGCCGGUUCGAAGCUAUGCAUCGUUACGGCCGGAGCACGUCAACAACCAGGCGAAAGCCGUUUGGAUUUGGUGCAACGGAACACAAACAUUUUCAAAGGAAUCAUUCCGAAAUUGGUGGAACACAGUCCGGACACCAUCCUAUUGAUCGUGUCGAAUCCCGUCGACAUUUUAACCUAUGUUGCGUGGAAACUGAGUGGCUUGCCGAAGCAUCGAGUUAUUGGAUCUGGAACCAAUUUGGAUUCGUCACGCUUCCGAUUCCUCAUGUCGCAGCGGUUAGGCGUUGCGCCGACCUCAUGCCACGGUUGGAUUAUCGGUGAGCAUGGAGACUCGAGUGUUCCAGUUUGGUCGGGAGUUAACAUCGCUGGUGUAAGGCUACGCGAAUUGAACCCUGCGAUUGGCACGGAGGACGAUACAGAGAAGUGGAGUGAUUUGCAUAAAGACGUUGUUAACAGCGCCUAUGAAGUCAUCAAAUUGAAGGGAUACACCUCGUGGGCUAUAGGUUUGAGCUGCGCAUCAUUGGCUUACUCAAUUCUGAGAAACACUUCCAACGUUCACGCUGUUUCGACUCUUGUCAAUGGAGACCAUGGUAUCAAGCAACAAGUUUACUUGUCCCUACCGUGCGUCCUGACAUCGAAUGGAAUCUCGCAUGUGGUUAAGCAAAUUUUGACGAAAGACGAAGAGGCGAAAUUACAAGAAAGCGCUGAUGUCAUGCACGCUGUGCAACAGGAUUUGAAAUUUUGACAUGAACUCUAAGUCUUACAACAACAAAAAACUAUAUUUUUCUAUUAAAAUGACGCACACAUUUAACCCUAACCCUUAAUUUAUGAACACCAAAAGAAAAUCGAAAUUUUUUAUUUAUUAAAAAUAUAUUUGACGAAACAGUUGACGAAACAGCAAAAAUUGCAUCCCAAAAAUUUCGUUCCUUUUUUGUAUCUCUUGAUGGCUAAAUAUUGUGACAAAAUUAAGAAAAAAAAAUCUUUUCGUUUCGAAUAUAAAUUUGGUAAAAAAAGUAAAACGGCCACAAAAUGUCGCGAUUACGAAGUCCACAUUGAAAAUGGAUUGCAACGCAUCUACCUCAUGGAAAUGGAAAGAAAAAAAUGAAGACCUCAAAGACAACGGUACAAAAUUUGAAAUGAAAAGGAAAUUUAUUGAAUAAAACAAAAAUGGACAAAUCUAUCGGUGUAAUAUAUAUGUAGCUUGAUGUUGUAAUAAAAUCACUAAAUGUUUC
Molecule: messenger RNA, 1978 nt
Organism: Bradysia coprophila
Lineage: Eukaryota; Metazoa; Arthropoda; Insecta; Diptera; Sciaridae
Gene: Ldh
Product: Lactate dehydrogenase
Biological process (GO): pyruvate metabolic process; lactate metabolic process
Cellular component (GO): cytoplasm
Molecular function (GO): L-lactate dehydrogenase (NAD+) activity
Source: RefSeq, a predicted model, not a curated record